GAUCUGACCGAAGACAGAUCCACCCGAAAUCCCGGCGAGAGGCUCUCUCCAAGGAUUUAUCCCAUUAGCGACGACGACAGCUUUGAUCCUUGUCCCACCGUCUGUCGGUUUUCAAUGCCACGCAACUCUGCUGAACUUCAAGACCCUCUAUAUCGACAUACUCCCGAUGGCAGCAGACAGAAUCAGCCAAUGACACAGGAAGUGCUCCCGAAUUGUAGUAACAAGGACGAUGACUAUCAAUGUUGCAACUUGCCGGAGUGCCCGAAUAAUAGUCCUCCUCUUCAGGUCACCAACGAUAAGACUUCGCUACAGAUUCCACUAAAUUCGUUGCUUCACUUUCAAUCCCUAGUCAACCCAUCUCAGCAUUCCCGACGUAAUGUCCAACGAUCCCAAAGCGUGCCCAGGCAAAAUUAUAGAAUUGAUAAAUCUAGUCAUCAUAAUACUACCCACGAGCCCUCGACAAAAAGGAUCAAGCCGCCUACACCGUGUGAGUUAAGUGUACCGAGCGGAAACCGAUGUCCCGCCGAUCAAAUUUAUAACCGUGAUAUGGAUACCAGCUGCAGGAAUAACACCUCAUGCGGUUGGAACGAAUGCUCAGAUGUGGGCAUGAACUAUGGAGAGUUUCAGAGACGUCAAUUGCUGUUGCAAAAGAUUCAACAGCAGCAAUAUCAGCAAAAGCAGGCUAGACAGCAGAAUCAGUCGAAUAUUUCUUGGUUGGAAGAUGACGAUCCAAUUGCAUUUGAACCUGACCUCAAUAGCACGCGUAUUAAUCGAGAUGAUCAUCAGCAAUCCCAGCAAUCCCGUUUUCAACCAAAACCAAAUUGUCAGAUGUGCAAUUCUCGCCAGCAUCAAAGUAAGGUGACACGAUCGAUCCUUGAGUGCGAUGAACCACCAGAAAUGGUACGACAUCAAACGCAGUACGAAACCGAUGUUAAUGAAACUAGUUAUCUUCAGCCACCAGAGACUCUGCGAAACGCUAGAAGUUGUCCACAGAGGAAUCCGAAUCUGAGAAACCAGUCAGAUAUUUACCGAGACGCCUGUAUGAAUCAGACACCGAGUUGUCAGCAAUCCAUGAGUAAAAAUCUGAAAUCUAGCUUGGAUCCACCCAAAAGUCAAUAUGGUUGCUGUAGUCAUGGCAGAAGUAUGGAAGAUAGUCACAACUUUAGCCGUUGUGGUACUUCUGCCUCCAAAAAUCAAACCUCUUUGGAAAAGUCUCAAAUGUUGUCAGGGAGGUCGGGCUUGAAUCAAACUUCAUUGGAAAAAACUAAGCGAAACAAUUCAUUGGGAGGACGUCCGAUGCGAAUGGCCAUUGAAACACCUGAGGAUCGAUUGGUUGAGCGCAUUCAGAAAGAGUUUCACGAGACCUUGGUGAAGGAUCGCUUUUGUCCUGGCAUCAUACAAGCCAGUCUCGAUGGAACAGAGGAUUUCAACGAGUACUCCAGGGAGAUUGCUUUUGCAGGACCCGUUCCGGAGGAACCAUAUCCGGUGGAUCCCAUCACCAUGAUAGAGGCCAUCAAGUUGCGAAUCGACCACGAUCGCGAAGAGAUACGCAAAAAAAAGGAUCUGAAUGAGGAGCGUAGUAGGGAUUUGAGGAAUGAAUCAAAGGCGGGAAGGUCGAGGCGUCCACGGCCAACAAUCAUCGAGGAUAUUGAUAUUUAUUUUAAUCCGAAAGCCAAGUCGGAAGUCAAUGGGGGUGUGGCUGCCUUUCUGAAGGCCGAGACUGAGUAUCACAAGACAAGUGUGGGAAAAGAUUCCGCCUUUGAUGCCCAUAUCAAUCGCUUUGAAAGUAAUCUCUUUGAUGAAAAAAUUAAAGUCCAUUCCUAUACGGCCACAACAACGCCCACUUAUCGGUAAAUUUAAAUGGAUUCUCAAUCGGAAAAAUCUAUUUAUGCGGCCUACUGGA
This is a messenger RNA of Drosophila erecta, 1903 nucleotides long. RefSeq lists its product as uncharacterized. The transcript has 12 exons. The record is from RefSeq and is a predicted model, not a curated record. Bases 115 to 1854 code for a protein of 579 amino acids. NCBI's taxonomy places the organism in Eukaryota, Metazoa, Arthropoda, Insecta, Diptera, Drosophilidae.